This is a messenger RNA of Trichoplusia ni (cabbage looper), 2132 nucleotides long. It is a transcript of the gene C1GalTA, whose product is annotated as glycoprotein-N-acetylgalactosamine 3-beta-galactosyltransferase 1. Gene Ontology annotation, cellular component: membrane. Gene Ontology annotation, molecular function: N-acetylgalactosaminide beta-1,3-galactosyltransferase activity. The record is from RefSeq and is a predicted model, not a curated record. The transcript has 8 exons. Lineage: Eukaryota; Metazoa; Arthropoda; Insecta; Lepidoptera; Noctuidae. The coding region runs from base 664 to 1752 and encodes 362 amino acids.
UAUUUUUAAUUGGACAGCUUUUUCUUCUUGUACAUCCUAAAUAUUUUCUCCGUGAAUUUCACUUUUCCAUUUUAUUUUUGUACAGCUAUGACGUUCUUAUGUUCCAAUCAAGCUUUCUUGUAUACUGUGACAAAUGCUCUCUUGGCAUCCAGCCAUUUAUACUGCAGAUGAUGUACGAAGACUUCUGCUAAUUCAAAGAUUCAUCUCUGCAUCAUUUGUUUAUUUAAAGCCAUGUUUUGCACGCAUUUUCUACAUUCCGAAUGUUAGCGAGACAAUAGCUCGUGUUUCAGAUUUGACGCACACCGAUUGUCUACUUGUAUCUGCAUACUAAAUCCUAAAUUCCAAUAAUUCUUUAUUCGCGAGAACAACCGGUGGCGAAGGGUCGUGUUGAAAAGAAAUUUUAUGGCUGUUCUGUACAUUACCUUUGCCUGUAGCUUGUUAAAAAGUUAACUGAAGUGCAACAAUUUAACGACUGCCGUUUAAGAAAAAUCACGAUAAGUGACGGUUUUUUUUUUGUUUAAAACUGUAAAAUAUUUACAGCAUGGUUCCAAAAAGUGCGUUGAACAAAUUUGGCCUAAAAAUAAAAAUAAGAGAGUGCUUAGUGAUGUGUUAACUUAAUUCUAAUGUGUUGUGUCGGCCGGGUCACUCGAGUGACUUCUCAAAAUGAUACGAAACAUCCCAUAUUCGUCAUUUUUAGCGGAAGGUCGGGUGAUGGGGCGCCGGUUCUUUCUAACUCUGGUGAUUGGGAUUUCCGCUGGAUUUAGUUUUGCAUACAUAAUAUUAACAUCGACUGGAUUCACUCGAGAGGUUGCUUGGCAGUCCUACAGGGAUUCAGUGAGAGAUCUUGACAAGCAUCCAAUACUUAACUUUGGGGAACACAGUAGCGAUGAGCCAGCACACAAGGAUGAGGACAGAACCGUCGCAGAUGAACUGGCUAAGAAGGUCAGGGUACUUUGCUGGGUCAUGACGCAGCCCAAAAACCAUGAGGCCAAAGCGAAACACGUGAAGGCCACGUGGGGGAAGAGGUGUAACAUACUCCUGUUCAUGAGCAGUAGUGAUGAUGCGAGUCUACCCGCAGUAAAGCUACCAGUCGCUGAAGGCAGGGACUUCCUGUGGGCGAAAACGAAGGCGGCCUUCCGUUACGUGUACGAACAUCAUAGAAGAGAUGCCGACUGGUUCCUGAAAGCUGAUGAUGAUACGUAUGUGGUGGUGGAGAACCUGAGGUACAUGCUUGCUGACUUCGACAGUAAGGACCCCAUAUACUUCGGAUGCCGUUUCAAACAUUUCUCACCACAGGGCUACAUGAGCGGUGGGGCGGGCUACGUGUUGAGUCGGGAAGCUCUAGACAGGUUCGUGAACAAGGCGCUGCCGACGCCGCAGCUGUGCAACGCGGGCGAUCACGGCGCGGAAGACGCUGAGAUGGGCAAGUGUCUGGAUAAGAUCGGAGUCCGUGCGAUGGACUCCCGUGACGAGUUGCAGCGCGGCCGCUUCUUCCCCUUCGUGCCGCAGGACCACUUGUUCCCCAACAAGGAUAAGAACUUCUGGUAUUGGAACUACAUCUUCUAUCCCACUGAUGAGGGCCUGGACUGCUGUUCCGACCACGCAGUCUCCUUCCACUACGUGGGCCCCGAGCUGAUGUACGUGCUGGACUACCUCAUAUACCACCUGCGGCCUUACGGCAUCCGGUACGGCAGCGGGACCCUGCCCAAGAUCCUCAGAGGUAACGACACCAAAGAAAUUGAGAACCGUUAGGCAUUGGACGUAAUCUUCAUAUUAUUUGUGAGGUAGUCAUAUAUUUUAAAACUUGUAACUGAUAAUUGGAUUGGAGUGAGUGAUGCUUGGAUAAAUAGAGUCAAAUUUAGAAAGGAAAAAAGGAAUCAUUCUUCUGAAGCGUUUCAAGCAUCUAAAAUAAAUUAUUUAUUUUGUCUUCCCUCACUUCUAUUUUCUCGUUAACGUGUGAAACUACAACAGAAUUUGUCCGGAAUCGGUCGGAUCGGGAGAAUCGGUGAAGUAUCCUUUAUGUUAACAUUUUAAAUUGUGACGUUUGGAUUCGAUUAGGCUUUGUAAUAAGAGCUUCGGAACACAAGCUUAUGUUGUAGUUUUGAACUAAGAAAAAGACAUCGUUUUAUGGA